AUGGAGGCAAAGAUGAGCUACUGCCGUGAAGCUGGUGCAGGUAGCAAAGUUCAGGAUGGAGAUACCGCAAGGAAACUCUCAAGCAGUCAGAACCAGGAAUCGUCGACCCAGUCAUCCGCCUGCGAAACUGGCCACCAGGGAGGGCCUCCGCCAAUUGCGAUUGUUGGAAUGGCCAUGAGACUCCCUGGCGGUAUCCACAGCAGCGAGGAGUUCUGGGAACUCUUAAUCAACAAACAGGAUGCCUCGACUAGAGUCCCGGAGAGUCGCUACAAUGUGGAUGCAUUCUAUCACCCGACAAAACCUCAAUCGGUGAAGACACGAUCCGGGUACUUUUUACAGGAAGACUAUGUCGGGUCGGCUGACAUGACGUUUUUUGAAACGGCAGGAUAUGAUGCGGGAAAACUCGACCCCCAGCAAAUGCUGCUAAUGGAAGUGGUCUGGGAGUGUAUGGAAAACGCUGGGCAGACGGAUUGGCGUGGGAAGGAUAUCGGGUGCUACGUAGGUGUCUUCGGUGAGGAUUGGCAUGACCUAUCCGCGAAGGAGACCCAGGAGAUUCCACGGGUUCAUGCAUUUGCCACUGGAGCGUUUGCCCUGUCGAACAGGGUUUCCUAUGAGUAUGACUUGAAAGGGCCGAGCGUCACGGUACAAACAGCCUGUUCCUCUUCAAUGGUAGCCUUGCAUGAAGCAUGCUGUGCACUCUAUGCUGGCACCUGUUCAUCGGCUGUCGUCACGGGGACCAACAUGAUCGUAUCCCCAACCAUGACGGCGAACAUGUCCGAUAACAUGGUCCUGUCCGCUAGUGGUCACUGUAAAACAUUCGAUGCCGCCGCCGAUGGGUAUGCGAGAGCAGAAGCUGUAAAUGCAAUUUAUCUCAAGCCGCUGGACGAGGCAAUUAGAGAUGGCGAUCCCAUCCGUUCGAUUAUUCGGUCGACAGCAGCCAACUUUGAUGGCAGAACGCAGAAGAUUUUCUCUCCGGAUGCAGAUAGCCAGGAACGACUGAUCCGGCAGGCAUAUCAGCGUGCUCGCAUCGAUGAUUUCGCCCAGACGGCUUUCUUUGAAUGCCAUGGGACAGGAACACAAGCGGGUGACUUGGCCGAAGCAAUGGCUGUGGGAAGGGUUUUUGGGCCGGAAGGCAUUUACAUGGGAGCGGUAAAACCAAAUGUCGGGCACGGCGAAGGGGCAUCGGGCCUGACGAGUAUCAUCAAGGCUGUGCUUGCACUUGAGCACCGGACCAUUCCACCCAAUAUCCACUUCACCACGCCGAACCCCAAAAUUCCGUUCAAGAAAAAUGGUCUACAGGUGCCGACCGAACCAACUCCUUGGCCUUCUAGUCGUGCAGACAGAGUCAGCGUCAACUGCUUUGGUAUCGGAGGCGCCAAUGCGCAUGCUGUGUUGGAGCUCCCGGCUUCUGUCCGCCGCAAGGCCGGCAAGCGAGGUGCUAAUACUGAGCCAGAUCGUUCGCGACUCCUGGUAGUGUCGGCACAAAGCGAAGAAUCCCUCCAGAAACAAGUUAGAAACAUACAGGCAUACGUCAAGAUUCAUCCAGAGUCCCUCAACGACGUGGCAUACACCCUCGGAGCGAGGCGGGACCACCUCAAAUAUCGAGCGUUCAUGGCCUCGGCGAAAGAUGGUCGCCUCGAAGGCGAAACCAGAAAACUACCAUGCUGUACUCAGUCGCCAGUGGUUUUCACGUUUUCUGGCCAAGGAACGCAAUGGCCAGAAAUGGGCAGAGGCUUGAUUGAAAGAUUUACCACUUUCCGGCAGGAUGUCCAGAAAAUGGAUAGGAUAUUGCAGCGGCUAGCCCACAUACCAUCCUGGAGUAUCGAAGAGGAGCUUCUGAGACCCAAAGGUUCCAGUCGCGUCAAUGAGCCGGAGAUUUCCCAGCCUCUCGUGAUGGCGGUUCAGAUAGGGAUUGUCAAUUUGCUGGCGAGCUGGGGCAUUUGUCCUACUGCAGUGGUGGGACAUUCCAGUGGCGAGAUUGCUGCUGCCUAUACGGCGGGAGCCAUCUCUGUUGAGACCGCAAUGAUUGUGAGUUAUUAUCGCGGCCAGGCCAUCAGGUUAAACCGACGAGCAGGCGGGAUGGCUGUUGUCGGCCUGAGUCGAGAAGAGGUACUUCCUUUCUUAGUUGAUGGCGUGUUGGUGGCGUGCGAGAAUAGUCCCCAAUGCGUCAACCUGUCUGGUGACAAAGAUGGACUAGCAAUCGUGCUUGAGAGGAUUCAGAAAGAAAUGCCAGAGACCUUCCACAGCGUUGUGAAUGUGGAUGUGGCAUACCAUUCUCAUCAUAUGUACUGUCUGGGUGAGGUGUAUGAAAGCUUGAUCUCGCCCUACAUCGAAACAAACAAAUCCAUGAUUCCCAUGUAUUCGUCUGUUACUGAAAGUGUAAUCCCUGGCCCAACUUUCCUGGACGCCGCAUACUGGCGCCGAAAUCUGGAAUCACCCGUGCUAUACCGGGGAGCCGUGGAAGCCUUACUCGAAAAGACAAUGGGCGAUCACGUACUGUUUAUAGAAGUUGGACCCCAUUCAGUACUUUCGGGUAUCACCAAGCAGAUAUUUAGCGACCGGAAAGAGCUGCUGCACUACAUCCCGACACUUUUUAAGGAUGCCGAUGCAUCAAGUUGCCUACUCAAGACCGCGGGAAUGAUGCAUUUGUUCAACUAUUGCCUCGACUUCCGACGUAUCAAUGGGACGGGAGAAACACUCGUUGACCUCCCAGCUUACCCAUGGCACUAUACAAGCGUCAAUUGGAAAGAGAGCCGCGUUAGCCGCGAAUGGAGGUUCCGAAAGUACCCCCAGCAUGAGCUGCUAGGCUGUCGCAUGCUUGAAUCCAGUAACCUCGAGCCAGCGUGGAGAAACAUUCUCCACUUGGACAAUGUCCCAUGGCUCCAUGAUCACAAAGUUUUUGGCGAAACUACUUUCCCCUUUGCAGGUUUUAUUGCCAUUGUUACUGAGGCUAUGAGACAAAUAUCGGGUUCCAUUGACUGCACACUGAGUGACGUCUAUAUCCAAACACCAUUAAUCCUGCAAGUGUCUGCGGGGAUUGAGAUCAUCACUUCUCUCAAACCAAUAAGACUUACUACCACAGUUGAUUCUGAGUGGUAUGAGUUUACUAUAACCUCCUAUGACGGAAGAACCUGGACGAAGCAUUCUGUCGGCAAAGCCAGGGCUGGGAAACAUGAGCCGGAAGAGCCAAAUGAUAUCAAGGAGCUGCCAAGGUGUGUUUCUACAGAUGCAUGCUAUCGGGCAUUCCAAGCCCUUGGCUUGCAGUAUGGGCCCUGUUUCCGCAAGCUAGAGAGCAUCACAGCAGACCCCAUGAGUUGCACGGCUAGCGCAACAGUCUGCCAUGAGCCGGCCCAGGAUGAAUGUAAAUACAAUAUUCAUCCUACGGUUGUUGAUCAAUGUCUACAGCUCCUUAGCGUUGCAGGUUCCCGAGGUAGAGCGCGAGAGGCAACAAAAUUGUAUCUGCCAACGUUUGUCGAAAAGGUUUACGUCGGCCAGGGUGGACCGCUGUUGCAUCUUGAGGCCUCCAUUAGCAGCCCGACCGCCAGUCAUGCCCUAGGGGAUGCAACCAUAUUAUUCGAAGGCCAAUCAGUGGCCUCCAUGCAAGGUGCACUAAUGGUACCCGUGACUGGCUCUGAGCUCCGUGAAGACUCGGAGGUUCCUCUGGGCUCAUACAUGGAAUGGCGACCAGAUAUUUCACUCAAUCCACUUGAGCAGCUCCUGGGAACCUUUCCUAGACGUGGGACCCAGAUAUAUGACCUGGAAGAUUUACCCAUCCUUUCUCUACUGCAAAUCGCACAGCAGGUCGGCCGUACGAGCCGAGUGUUCCUUAUUUACAAGGAGAUCCACACCGACGCACUCCUGCACACACGUCACAACUUAGUCGAACGCUUUCGACACGAUGAUCAACCGGGACCCUUAGCGAAAUUGAACAAAACCGUUGUCGACCAUUACGCAGAUAUUGUACAGGGCACCGUUGACCCAUUGACGAUUUUACGGCGAGAAGGCGGCCUGACUGUGUUAUAUGAAUCUUUUUAUUACAACGAAGGGUUAUGCAAGUUUUUUGCGCUUCUUCGUCAUUCAAAUCCCGUCCUCAAAGUUCUCGAGGUCGGCGCUGGGACUGGGGGUUCGACGGCAUACGUCCUGAAGGCCAUUUUAUCUGAAGGGGACAAAGGGCUUUACUCACAAUACAUGUGCACGGAUAUAAGUUGGAGCUCUCUUAACAGAGCUAAGGAUGUAUUCAAAGACCACAAGCGCUUUGAGUUUAAGACCUUGGAUAUCUGUAUAAACCCGACUAAACAGGGAUUCGAGCUACAAAGCUAUGACUUGGUGAUAGCAUCGAAUGUGCUGGGCGCUGUUGCCAACCUGCAUGAGGCGCUACAAAAUAUAAAAAGCCUCCUGGCUCCAGGCGGCCAUGUUCUUAUACAAGAGUUUGAUGCAAUGACACCGAGUUCUCUCUGUAUUACAGGUCUUCUCCCGGAUUGGUGGGAUGAUAAGGGAGAUUUUUAUUCACCCUGCAUCUGCCCUGAGAAGUGGACUGAGGAGCUUUCUAAUGCCGGGUUCAAGGGACUAUCCAAAUAUAUGUCUCUCAGUAGUACAUCCUUACCUGGCAGUUUGACUCAGGUCGCAAGCGUCCCUUACGGGGAAGACAAGUCGGGGGAGCAUAUUGUGCUUUUGGGUCCUCAGAACCACCCUUGGGCCCAGCAGGUGGCAAAGGCUCUGCUCAAGAGUGGAUACGCCGUGCGUUGGGGAUCUUUAGAAGGGACAAUGUCCGAAAACCAAACAGUUAUCUCUCUAUUAGAUCUGGAAGGCCCAUUUUUCAAGAAUAUGAAUGAGAAGAGACUCGAUGAGUUCAAGCUAUUAGUGGCCUCCUCUGCCCGUAUAUUGUGGGUGACAAGAUCUCUCCAAAUUGCGUGUGAUGAUCCCGACUACGGCCUCGUUUUGGGCAUGUCCCGUACCAUAAAGCGGGAAGAGGGGCCCUACUUUGGGACCUUUGAGAUCGAUCAUUUUGAUGAAAAUGCUGUCGCUGCACUGUUAAGGGUGCAUGGGAAGUUCUGCCAACAGUACCAUGCCAAAGAUAUGACGGAUUUAGAUUACGAAUUUGCCCUAUAUGAGGGAAUCAUACACAUCGGACGGUAUCAAUGGGCGUCAUUGACUGAUCGGCUGUUUGUGGAUACGGAAAUCGGCCGACCAACAAGGCUUGCAGUCUCUUCCUACGGAUCCUUGAGUUCUCUCCACUGGGACUCAGAUGCAGAGGCGCCUCAGAUUCUGGCGGUCGAUGAGGUUGAGAUUGAUAUCAAUUUUGUCGGCCUGAACUUUAGGGAUGUCAUGAUCGCACUCGGAUUCAUGGCGCAUGAGGGUGAAUUUGGCUGUGAGGCCAGCGGUAUUGUGAGGCGUGUUGGUUCAAAUGUGAAUCAUCUAUCUGCUGGAGACAGGGUUUGCUUGGCCCAGUCAGGUUUAUUCCGGACGCGAAAAGUGGUUCCGGGAAGUAGCUGCGUGCGUAUACCUGAAACACUGACUCUAGAGGACGCUGCAACCAUGGGUGUCGUGUAUGGCACGGCCUACUAUUCUUUGCUUGAUCUUGGUGGAUUACAAAAGAGCCAGUCGGUGUUGAUUCAUGCUGCCUGUGGCGGUGUUGGACUUGCUGCUAUCCAGAUCUGCCUGGUUUAUGGCGCCGAGAUCUACGCCACAGUUGGCAGUGAGGAGAAAGCCAAGUAUCUCGUUGACACCUUUGGAAUCCGUCGGGACCAUAUAUUUAAUUCGCGUGAUUCAUCAUUUGAACGUGAUGUCCUACGCGUAACGGAAGGCAGAGGCGUGGAUCUAGUGUUAAAUUCACUAGCCGGAGAGCUCCUCCAUGCCUCAUGGAGAUGUGUAGCGAAAUUCGGCAAAAUGCUCGAGAUUGGUAAAAUGGAUUUUAUAGGCCGUGGCAUGCUGAGCAUGGAUGUCUUUAGCGGCAACCGGACGUUUUUCGGCAUAGACCUUAUGGAGCUGGGUCACAAACCAGGGUUUACUCGCAGACUCUUCCAUAAAAGCCUUGAACUUUUUGAGCAAGGGAAGAUUCAUCCAAUACGCCCAUUGAAAAUCGUGGUGCCCACGGAAGUCGAAGAAGCGUUUAGAGACAUGCAACAAGGUUUACAUAUGGGAAAGAUCGCAGUGAAAAUGACCCACAAUCCCGUGGAAUUUGUGCCAAGGAGGACUCGCCAACAAUUUUCUCUCUCCCCAGACGCAUCGUAUCUUCUCGUUGGGGGUCUGGGAGGGAUUGGUCGGGCCAUUGCCACCUGGAUGGUAGAAAAAGGCGCGCGGCACCUAAUCUUUCUUUCUCGAUCCGCUGGUGAGUCCGACAUGGAUCAAGCAUUUUUCCAUGAGCUUUACGUACAAGGCUGCUCGGCAAUUCCUGUGAAGGGUAAUGUAGCAAUUCUUGACGAUGUCAAGCGGGCGGUUGCGGCCAGUCCGAAGCCAAUAUGUGGCGUGCUUCAACUUUCCAUGGUGUUAAGAGAUCAAUUUUUUCCCGCUGUAACAUAUGAGAACUGGGAAGCAACCCUAGCGCCGAAGGUGGAAGGAACUUGGAAUCUCCAUAAAGUUCUCACUGGGAAAGCGCUGAAGUUUUUUGUUGCUUUCGGCUCAGUCGCAGGAGUCAUGGGGCACCAAGGCCAGGCUAGCUACUCUGCUGCAAAUACAUUUUUGAAUUCAUUCGUGCAGUAUCGACGGGCCCGGGGCCUCCCUGCAUCUGUCGUCAACCUCGGGUGCGUCGAUGAAAUUGGCUACCUUGCGACAGACAAUCCUAGAUUGAGAGAGGGGCUGCGCGCAGCGUCAGUCAGUCUUCUCAGUGAACAGAAUGUACUUGAUGCCCUAGAAGUUGCGAUUACUCGGCAGAGCUUCACGGAAAACUCCACGGGGCGAGUUCUUAUAUCAGAUGAAAAUACAGUGGGCAUGAGCAAUAUGAGGCAUCGCUCAGAUCCCACGGUUCGCCAGCUGUGGGGGAAGGAGGCACGAUUCAGUGCCUAUGCCAAUUUUGAGACCCAUACCACGAGACAGCUCAAUUCGGAUGCAAUAGAGAAGGUGACGAAAACACUGGCGAUCAUAGAGAACAGCCCGGAGAUAUUGGAUGACCCUUACUGGAUAGAUCAAGUUACAAGGGAAAUACUCGACGCAAUACGGGCACUAUCGGGGUUUGGAAAGGAUCAAGACAACCAGCAAAUCAUGCAGACCCCGAUCGACUCGCUGAUGAUAUUUGAGAUUCGCAGCUGGCACCGACGAUAUUUCAAUGUACAAUUGUCAGCCAAAGAUCUUGCGAAUGUCGGAACGCUUGGUGAGGUGAUGCCAGUCACUAUUGCAGCACUUCGUGCUAAAUAUGUUCGAUAA
Molecule: messenger RNA, 7359 nt
Organism: Aspergillus bombycis
Lineage: Eukaryota; Fungi; Ascomycota; Eurotiomycetes; Eurotiales; Aspergillaceae
Exons: 12
Coding region: 1-7359 (2452 amino acids)
Biological process (GO): secondary metabolite biosynthetic process; fatty acid biosynthetic process
Molecular function (GO): 3-oxoacyl-[acyl-carrier-protein] synthase activity; oxidoreductase activity; fatty acid synthase activity
Source: RefSeq, a predicted model, not a curated record